This is a messenger RNA of Nomia melanderi (Alkali bee), 6826 nucleotides long. RefSeq names its product Rho guanine nucleotide exchange factor at 64C (gene RhoGEF64C). Gene Ontology annotation, biological process: positive regulation of Rho protein signal transduction. NCBI's taxonomy places the organism in Eukaryota, Metazoa, Arthropoda, Insecta, Hymenoptera, Halictidae. Gene Ontology annotation, molecular function: guanyl-nucleotide exchange factor activity. The record is from RefSeq and is a predicted model, not a curated record.
GUCGGUAGUGCCGCUAGCCUCUCACUUGGCCGGCGACGUUCGGCACGCACGGUUCGGUUCCUCUUUGCUACAUUCGAACAGCUCAGCCGAUAUCUGGUCGAUUUCGAGCGGACCGAUCCGAUUUCGACCCGAUCGGGCCUCAGCCUACUCCCACCUCUUGGGGCCCGACAGCCCGGAGGGAGCUGACCUGUGAAAAUCGCCCCCUGAGCCGCGGAAGUGAGACAUGUAACCGAUCUUGGCUUGGAGGAUUAGUGCCGCCAGUGAAAUUGUUCGGUGUCCGGGUGGUUUUCCGGUUCGCCAGUGCGGAUUGCGGAUCGUUGUAUCUUCUUUUUGUUCUUAUCGUUGUGCCAUGACACUCUGGAUACGAUUGUGAAUGGAUCGGAUGGCAGCCGCGAGUUCACAGAUUGAGAAUGAACAGUCACAAAAAUCACGGAGGGCCGCGGACAGGUGCUUCCACGAAGCUGAGGACUGUGUCCAUCAUUGGAAAUGACCAUGAGCGUGGCUGUCGCCCCGGGUAGCCUCGGUGCACCUCCAUCUAUGCUCACGCCAAAGAUGUAUCAUCUACAGCAGGGAUUAAGUUCAACAUCGGCUUCGCCCACUCCCGAAAAAAAUUACGAUACGUUGAGCAAAGGAAAGAAAUCGUGGAGCGUGAGAUUGGGCCUGUCGCGGCAGAGUCAAAGCACCGAUGAUCACGGGAAAGGGUGGGGCACCAUAAGCGGCGAUAGUAGGUACUCACGACAAAUGAUCUACGGCGACCCAUGGCUCUAUGGGACGGUUCGAUCAUCGAGGUCUGGCCACGAGCCACGAGGCUUCAUAACACCGCCGCCACCGCCACCCCCAGGAGCACCGAUUUUGAUAGUGUGCUCCUGCCCGGAAUUUCUGAGCGGGACCACCCGGAAGUUCGGCAAUUGCCGCAAGUGCGGUGGUCACCGAUUGACUGGUCUACCUUUAGGAGGAACAUGUCGACUUCCACCGAUAUCCUCGAGAUCGAGGCCCAGCCUUGCAGGAGUGCUAAGGCCAUCGAUAGACGAUCCGUACGAUCAGAUGCGUCGGAGCCGGCUAGUGGAGCCGAGAACGAGGGCUCGGAGCAUUUCGCCUCACCGGCCAUUGUCUCAACGCGAUGCCCGGAGCCAGAGCGUAGCGCGGAACGCGAAAGAAAGGAAGGCCUCGAUCGAGAGUACUUCUUCGAAGUCCGAGUGGUUCGACAAGGAAUCGGGCACCGGGAGCUACGAGGAACCGUCGCGCAAGCCGCGACCGAACUUUGCGUCCACGGACGAGUGGCUUAAAGAGGAGGCUCCUCUGGCGACUCCGCGGGGUCAGCCACCCUCUAUAGCACCCGGAAGACUGGUACGGAUACCGAAGAAGAUCAGAGACGCGAGGAGCGACUGGUCGGACAACGGGGCCGCGAAACCGCAGGAACCGAGCCAGGUGAAGAUCAAUCAGGACGAAUGGAAGGAUCGAGCGUCGAACAGCAGCGGGGACUUGAGACGGAGCAUCCUGGAGUGCGAUGUGAACCCGUAUCUGCUGCUGAAGAAGCAGAGGGACGAGGACGAUCUCAGCGACGACCUGUCGGACAACGCGCUGGAGCAGGACGACGUGAAGUCGCUGUCCAGCUUGUUCGACUCGUCGAAGGUGAAAUCGAUCGAAAGGAUACCCAACAGAAGCGCGGUCGCGGAGAUCGGCGGCCAAAGGAUCAGGGUGUUCAACGAACCCCGCGAGAUCUCGGACGAGGACGAGGUCCUGCCAGCGACCAGGAUUCCCAUACCAAAGGUUUCACCGAAGCGACCACCGAGAAGACUGAAGGAAGCCAAACAAACGCUGAAGAGCAUUCUCAAGCGGGGUAAGGUGAUCGAGACCAGAAGGAAGAACGUUCUGUUCAACGUCGACAACGUGAUAUUCGCGCCCGAGAAGCCAUCCGAGGCGACGCGGCUGUCUUGGGGCAGGCUGACCAGGAGUUGCGCAUCGAGCAUGGAGGAACGGAACAACGGCGAGUCCGAGGAGGAAGAAGAGGAGGAGGAGGAUGAAGAGGAGGACGAGGAGGAGGAGGAAGAGGAGGAGGAAGUGGCGACGGCGGCGAAUGUCGAGCGGAAGGGAAGAUACAAUUUCAUCACUGUUCCCAAUAUCAGGGACCCAAAGAUAGACAGAGUCAGGUUGAAGGAGCGUAAGGUCUCUCAGGACAUGUGCCAGAACUCCCUGGAGGGAGCUAAGGUGGACAAGUAUGUUCCUCCGCCUUAUAACGUGGAGCAUACCCCUCCUUUGAGAAAGAAGGACGGGUUGCGGAAAAGCGAGGAAAACGUCCACGAGAAAAACUUUAAUCAAACUGUUUACCCGGCGAAGCUUAAGACUACGAAACGGGAUGAUGAAAAGAAGAAGAGGGUAGACGAGGAAAAUGUAGCUGGAGUUGGUGAAGCUGAACAGAUCGAGGAGCCCAAGCGGCACAUUCCGGGCAUCGCUGUCGAUGAGAAGGAUUUGAUUUUGAAGUCGGAAGAAAACUCGAAGAGAUCAUCUUUAUCCCGCAGUCAAAGCGAAAGGUCCUACAACAGACCGGAAGUUUCAGCCGGAAAUGUGCUCUUCAUGGACACCAUGCGCUUUAGUCUUUCCAGAAAAGUGAAAGAACCAUCGUCCACGACAGAACCGAGUGAACAAACGAUUCGUCGAGAAGACACGCCCGAGCCAACGAAUGAAAUACCAGAAGAAAAGCACGCGAAGAAAGAAGACGAUUCAAUCAAAACAGAAUCCGAGCAAUAUUUACCGAACACGAAAAAAGUCGAAGAAAUUCACGAUGAAACGACAACAUUAGGCAAAGCGGAAGCGGAAAAUUCGAAGGAAGUUCAGAACAGUUUCGAGGAAAGCAAUGUUCACUUCCGAGGAAUGAGACCGACCAGUUGGUCUCCGCCACCUGGAAAGCAGAAGUACUAUCAUGCGGUGGGUGAUCUAGGUACAAGGCCGAAGGAGAUAGGUCAGUCACAGUCGGAACGAAGCAGCCCUAUGCUGAAGACUACCUGGAAGAGAUCAAAUUCUUACGGGUCGUCGAAAAUUGAAAUUGGGUCACCGACACCAUCACAAGUCACCGAGAACAACGUAUACAAAAUCACAGUCAGUCCCCGAGCUUCCCCACUCGUUCAUCGACUUCAGAUAGGUCCGGGUACCAAAGGGUCGAGGAGAACGUCGAUUUUAAUCAACGGAGAUCCGACGCCAAGCACCGAGACAACGUCCGAUAACAAGGUGACCAUCAGCGUCGGGGGGGAGGACAGUGUCUACAACCCAACGGUGAUAUCGGUGAACCUGGAAAAUCCUCCUCGGAUAAAAAGCUCCGCAGAGAACCGCACUCUCGUGAUAUUAGACAAUUACAAAUCGAACAUCGUCGUUGAGACGAUUAAGGAAGACUCAAAGCCGCUCAAAACGAGCUCCGAGUCUGCCAAGGAAGACGAACCCCCUCCGAAGAACGUGGAAGUCCCGUCUGGCGACAAGUCAUCUGUGAUCGUUCCAGACGUAUCCAUGGACACUGAGAAGCAAACGAAAUCGAAUGCAGAAGCUAAAGCUAUUACCGCGGAUAGCGGGAAAUGCCCAGCGACGAACGAACAAACGGAACGAACCGAGAAGAGGAGUCAUCAGAAGGAUGAGGACGGCUCGUCGAAGCUUUCUGGUCUGUCGAAGGAAGCGUUGAUUUCGAAGCUGCUAGAGGAUUCGCUACGGAAGGCCCGUGAGAACGGGGAGAUUCUGGAUGAAAGCAGCGGCGAGGCGAUUCUGAAGAUCUUGAAGCAAAGUUUGUUGAAGAGCAAGGAGUACGAGAGCUCGGAAUCGACCCUCGAGGCGAAUUACUCGAGGACGUCCAGCCUGAAUUCGGAUGGUGACUUCAUCUCAACGAAUCUUUUCCUCGAGGAGAAUCCUUACGAAGUCAUCAAGGAGCCUAUCUAUGAGGAGAUUCCUGAUGAGCCUCCUCCUUUGCCGUUGAGUCCACCGCCGACAGAAGAUUAUUUAAAGGACAGAAUAUACUUUGGAGAUAUUGAUUAUUACACGAAAGGCAGCUCCGAGCAGUUUCUCGAGUCAUAUUUGACAGAGAAUGUUUUCAAGAAGCCUACGUCAGAGGAUCUCACGGAAACUUAUCUGUCUAAGAGCCCCGAAGACUUUUUUAAGAAAAUGUCCAUAUCGCCGGAGGAGGAGAAUAUCUCAAGCAAAUUCGAACUGCUUAACUUCCUGAUGGACUCGAAGGAUCGAGCGAUAUCGAUCGAAGGGGAGGACGACGAGGACGAUGAGGACGAAGACGAAGAAGACACCGAAGGAGACUUGGAAGCGCUGUACGAGCAGAAGGAGACUAGUCUUGGAGAUCUUAGCUCGAAAAGCUCGCAAAUUUCUAAUGUUUCUGACAGCAGUGAGGAAUGCAACAUCAUCUUGACUAGUUCAUCGGAAACGUCCAAGGCCCGAGCGGUGGAUAUAGAAAGAACUGACAGCGGAGUGGGAUCGGAAAGCAGCCAGGCCAGCAGCACUCGAGGCGUGCCGCGACGUUGGCGAGCAGGAAAUGUCUCUUCGGGACCAGGAAGUCUCUUCGGUGGAAUCCCACAAGUGAUUUCCGGUGAUUCAAAGCUCUGCGAAGAUUGCGAACAACGUUUGGAUCCUUUGAUAACAGAUAGUGGUGUAGUGUAUGCACCCUUUGUAUGCAGAAAAUGCGCCAAAAAGAGAGUGGAGCGCAAAGAAAUUAUAACGGAAAUCGUGGAGACUGAACAGAAGUAUGGGAGGGAUCUGCAAAUCAUACUUGAAGAGUUUCAUAGACCGAUGUUCAGAGCUGGUCUGCUCACUUCGGAACAACUAACAGCAAUAUUUCUCAAUGUCGAAGAGCUACUGGAACACAAUCUGGUACUUGCUGAAAAAUUGAAGGAUGCUGUAGAAUUGGCACAGGAAUCCGGAGACGAAGAUCUUUUAACAGUGGACGUAGGUAAAAUCUUCCUGGAGUCUGAACGGAUGCUUCAUGCUUUCGAAAGUUACUGCACCCGUCAAGGAAGCGCAAGCUUACUACUACAGAAUCUGGAGAAAGAAAAGGAACUGUUGCGAAUUUUUUUAAGAGUCUCGCAAAUGGAAAACACCGUUUUACGUAGGAUGAACUUGAAUUCAUUUCUUAUGGUUCCUGUCCAAAGAGUGACAAAGUAUCCUCUUUUACUGGCACGAUUACUAAAAGCUACACCAUCAGUACGACCAGAUAUCCAAGAAGCUAAAGAAAGACUGAAACAGGCCCAAGCCAACAUCGAGCUACAUUUGGAACACAUGAAUGCUGAAGCUAAAGAUGUGACUUCAACAAAACUUUGGAGAAGGAUUUCCAUUAUACAAAAUGGUAGACGGCCAAUCGGCGAGCAAGAUAUGGUGAAUAUAAAAUUGAGAAAGAUGGCCGUAGAAGUUUUAGAAUGGGCUCAUGAGGAAGCCAAAUUUGUACUGGAAGGACGUCUCUUAGUUGCUCAACCAACUGAUAACAAUUGGAGACGAGGACGAACCGUCAAGCUUGCUCCUGUUACCGCCAUGUUGGUUACCAAUGGCAAACCAAAUGCUGAAGACAUUGAGUUCAAUGACGACUCCCUCUUUCCAAGGUACAUAGGUAUCAAAGAAGCUACCCUCUUGUUAGUGAAAGAAAAAUUCGGGCGGUAUUCCUUGUUACGCGAGCCACUGUACCUUGACAAGUGUAUUGUAUGCUGUGAAACAGAUCUUGAGGAUUAUUUUGAAGUUCAAGAACUGUAUUCCAAGGAAACUUUUAUAUUUAAGGCCGAAGAUGGAGCCAGAACAAAGAGAUGGUGUAGGACGUUGCAAGCUCAUGCACAAUCACUUGGCGCAUGGCGAAAACGUCGUGGAGCAUUGCCGAAUAUUAUGAUAUGCGGAGUCGUAAGGAAUUAAUAAAUAAUUGUUGCGGUUAGAUAUAAAACCAAGAAUAGAAUGUACAAUGUACAGGCGUUAUUUAAAGGUGAUUAUAUUCCUAAAUACGCAAACAUGUUUGCGUGUGUAGCGCAGUUGAUUAAAUGAGCGUAUGAUCUCCAGAUGAAUUAGUAAUGAUUUGUCGAGGAGAAAGUGUCGGACCAAAGGAUUUCAACUGCUCAUUGACACUGUAUGUGAAUGAGUAAUACGAAAGUCUAGUUCUCGCCGAACGCAGAUUGUUUUGCGUCCGGUUGCAGUACGUUGCAGAUACAAUACUUCGAAUCUCCUACAUCGGUGUAGUUGAAACUCUGCAUGGCGUUUAAUCGCAUCAACAAGAAACAAUCUUCUAUCUUUCUCCUCUCCUGAUUCGAAACACCACGCGUACACAGAAUAAACAAUUUUCCAAAUGUAUGUAUUUACUAGAUUCGAACCGAAAGUGCGAAUACUAGCUGUGAUACUGACCGGUGUAUUGGUACUUUCUUCAGAUGAAAUAUGUAACGUUAAAUAUGUACCGCGGUACAAGACUUGUUAGCCUCCUUUCCUUCCUAUAUACUUUCUUAAGUGACAUUUACCUUCAGCGAGAACAUCGAUAAUAAUGUAAAUAAUAUUAAAAAAAAAACGGGGUUAUAGGGUUGAGACAUUUUGUACCUACGAUUCAUCAGAGCCAAGAAACUGCCAAAUGUUUCAGAAGAUCGGGCUUAACUUUAUGAUUAUAAAUUAAUUAAUAUAUUAUAUCCCAUGACUAUUCCUUGUGUAACAAUAAUUAACAGUAUUUUAUUGCGUCUAACACAGAAAAUAGAAAUUGUACAUUGUACUAUAAUUUUAUUUAAAAUCUAAGCCAUAUGUUUGUAUAUAAAUGUAUAUUUAUACCAAAAUCAGUUUAAGCAACAUAAUUGUUAUAUUAAAACCAACAUUCAAUAAAAAUCAAAUA